UUGUAGAGAGAGAGAAAGAGAGUGAGAGAGAGAGGGUAAUAACUGGAAAGAAAGAAAGAAACAAAUUACAAUCAAAAAUCAAAAUCCCAGAUCUUUUCUUCGCGUUUCUGAUGUUGGAAUUGAGUCUCCGAGUUCCAACUUCCGAGUUUUUUCCGAGUCGUGGUUAGUGUGCAGACGAUAACGAAGACCAAAGAAGACUUUUUGAAAUUAAAAAAAAAUUCAAUAAUGAUGCCUACAAAUACAAUCUUUCGCCUCUUAGAAGCUCCUACUACCAAAUGAUCGCAUCGGAUUCGCCUUUUCCAGCUCUUAUCUGGUUUUCAUGGAUUUGAACUUGCGAAGAAUGUCUCGGGAGUUGCCUCGGUACACCGCCCAAAGUAGUGUUGGUGGUAGUUUGGAAGUUGACCAAUCCAUCCAUGCAGUUUGCUCUUUAUGCCAAAAGAUCCUUUCACCUGAUAAUGAGACAACUGGUGAUCUUGAAAAUAUUAGCAUCUGUGGCGACUGCAAACUUUUGUUCCUUGAAGAUCUUGAUACCCCAUUACGCGAGUCUCGUCGGAGGCCGCCUAGAACCAGGUACAGCAGUAGUGAGUCCACAGAGAAUACUUUUUCACAACAAUUCUCACAUAUGAUUAAUCUGGUGAGGCAAAAUCAAUCGAAUGUCUCUGGACCUGAGGAUCCAUCAACAGAAGCUGAUCCUGCUAGUAGGUUAUUCCGGCGCACAAGUACUCGUACUACCCCAAGAGGGUCUAGAAGAUGGCGAAGGGUGCCCUCGGACACCGAGAGUGAUGGUUUUGAUAAUGUGGAUUCUCUAUAUGGUGAAAGUGAAUCAAAUGUCAGUUUUGGUCGGCGCAGGUUGUUCCACGGUGAGAGUGAUGCCGUUUCUUUUAGUACUUAUGGAGGAGACUCCGAUGCUUCUGUAGACUUGCAUGGUUUCCUGGAUUCCGAGAUGUUUAAUCAACCAAAUGAAGGUAGUGAUUAUGAAACUGACACGGAUAUUGAUCCAAUGCAUGCUGGGCUCAACCAUUGGAACUUAGAUGACCAAGGAGGAGAAGCAGAAGAAGGGGAAGAGGAAGAUGGUGAGUGGGAAGAAGGUGAUGCUGAGGAAGACGUGAUUCAAUCUACAGACGCCAUAGCUCGUGUGCAAGACUUUCUAUUUCGAAGUCAAGGCGGACAAAGGCCUCAUUCGCCUGAUUUUUUGCCUCGUAGAGCAUUCUUUGGUGACUUUGAGGAACCAACUUGGGUGCCUGCUCUUGGGGACCCUUCAGAUUAUCUUGAUGCACGAGGUUUGGAAGACUUCCUUCAGCAUCUUGCCGAGGAUGACAACUCAAGAUGUGGAGCUCCUCCUGCAGCUGUGUCCUUUGUGAAUAGUUUACCCCGCAUGGUCAUUAGUGAGGAACAUGAGAAGCAUGAUGACUUAGCGUGUGCAAUUUGCAAGGAUGCAUUAACCAUUGGCACUGAAGUGAAUCAUCUCCCCUGUGACCACCUUUAUCACCCUUUUUGUAUCUUGCCAUGGUUGAGCUCUCGGAAUUCAUGCCCCCUUUGUAGAUAUGAGCUGCCAACUGAUGAUAAAGACUAUGAAGAGGGGAAAUGUAACAUCAGGGGUAGAGUGGAGAUCCGUGGCAUCCGUCAAAAUGUGACUGAGGACAGUUCCGUUACCUUCUCUGAUAGAGAAGAUGAAGAGGAGCGUGAAUUUAGUGAAGGUAGACUAGACCAGAGAGAGCUGCUAGGUGAAGAGCCAGCAGUUAAUAGCUCCGGCAGAGAAAGCGGUAGAGGAAGAUGGUUUUUUCUCGCUGCUGCUCCAAUUGUCAGUCUUGUGGGCAUUGUUCUUGUCUUGUGGAUGGGAAAUGUGGGAAGGGGACCCUCGAGGCGCACUAUCCUGCCUGAACAGAACCGCCAACGACAUAUCCAUAUCUCUGGCUCUUCAUCUAACUGGAGUGAGAAUAGAGGCCGGAGAUGGUGGUCGUUGUUCUAAGCAGUUUCUCGAGUAACAUGGUAAAUACUUUAAUUGUUGGUGAUGGUUUUCUAGCCUGUCGUUUCAGCCUGAGACACUUACUCUCAUUGCUAUUUAACUUGGCUACAGAUCUUGACAUAUUGUUGUGUUGUUUGCUCUACUGUUUUUGCACCUUAAAAGUGCGCUAAAAUGAGUUGAAGCUUUUAAUGGAAAAUAUUUUCUGAGCUUUCAAAACUAUGUCGUGAUUUAAAUGAGUCUCGAACUCUGGCAUUUGAUUUUUACUAAUGCAUCCGUCAAUCCCCCACGGUUAUUUCUCGAACUUAACAUGGAAAAAUGAUGGUUACUCGGAUUAUGAGUAGUUUGUUGAGUAUGAGUUCUACAUGAGCCGUGUUACAGUCAAAAUGCAACCUUAAAAACAAAGCGACAGAGUUGCUUGUUCCUUGUAAUUAGUUUUAACACUGAAUUUCUGAUAUGGGUGUUUUGUCCCAAGGCAAUUUUUAAAAAUACCCCUUGAAUGGAGCCCCUUUUUAUUUUUACCCUUGACAGUAGUUUAUACAUUUAUACCUUUU
This is a messenger RNA of Morus notabilis, 2517 nucleotides long. RefSeq lists its product as uncharacterized. The record is from RefSeq and is a predicted model, not a curated record. Gene Ontology annotation, molecular function: ubiquitin protein ligase activity. Gene Ontology annotation, cellular component: cytoplasm. Gene Ontology annotation, biological process: protein ubiquitination. Bases 320 to 1969 code for a protein of 549 amino acids. Lineage: Eukaryota; Viridiplantae; Streptophyta; Magnoliopsida; Rosales; Moraceae. The transcript is spliced from 2 exons.